Molecule: messenger RNA, 3233 nt
Organism: Triplophysa dalaica
Lineage: Eukaryota; Metazoa; Chordata; Actinopteri; Cypriniformes; Nemacheilidae
Gene: kansl1l
Product: KAT8 regulatory NSL complex subunit 1-like
Exons: 17
Coding region: 270-2849 (859 amino acids)
Cellular component (GO): NSL complex
Molecular function (GO): histone acetyltransferase binding
Source: RefSeq, a predicted model, not a curated record
CACAACCGUGACACCUCAUUGUGAAUCAUACCUUCAGUAGACUAUUAAGACAUUUUCACUUUGAUUCUCCGGCGGCGGCGUGAAAGUAAACCGGACGGGAUCAAUCGUUUUCUGCUUAUAAAACGGAUCGAUUAAUAUGUUUUUCACUUUCAGGAUUAUAUCUGUGGAUGAUCUGUUUAUUUAGAUCACUUAUUUCUCUUAACCUGCUUUUGAAAGGACCGAGGUUCGUUGGAAGAUAUAACAAAUCAAUCUAUCACUGUGAAUGAAGAAUGACUUCGUUCCUCUUUCAAACAUCAGACCAAAAACCAUUUAAUCCAGCUGUGGAUGGAGAUAUGGACUGCGGCAGUAUUAAUCUAGGUGUGGAUUUAGAGAAGGUUUGGCUGAACCAUCCUUCCUUGAUCCAUCUGGAUUUUUUGUCCCCCGAAGGUUCGCCUCGGCUUUCAGAGAUGCUCCUGUCACCUGCGUUUCAAGGCCCAGGGCCAAAAGCCUUUCUGCUCUCGAGCCCAGAACCCCGCUUCACGCUUUUGUCCGUAAACCAAAACUCCCGAGAUUCUCCAGCAGGUGCUCCACAAACGUGUUUCAUGCCCACUCUGGAGGAAAACGGACCCCCAGUGCCCAAUCUCAACUCGAGCUCUUUGUGCCACGACUAUUCACCAAGAGGUUGUAAUGGUGCCCAGUACAACAAUAGAGAAAGUGAUGCACACGGUGCAAUGAUACCACAAGGAACAGAUCACCCCAGUGCUUUAAACAAGGCAUGUGAUGGCACUCUGGAGGAAGGGCUGAGGAUUCAUUCGUUAUGGAACAUUUCCCAGAAUGCUGCGUUGGUAGAUCGAGCCAAUCGCUUACAGAAGAGGCUGUUGGCAAUGCUCGGUGAGCACGCAUCACGGCACUACUUUCACCAACUAGAAGGUCUGAGGAGAAAACUUCUUUCCGUCAGCUAUUGCCCCAAGUCCCCCAUGGCAUCAGGUGUUUUUUUUACACAUGAGACGUCUAAUGCUGAAGAUGUCCUAGGACAGAUCCCUCAAACACACGAGCAAUCUCUGAAAUCCAGAGACCUGGAGAAUUUGGCACAAUGCGGGCGUGCAGUUCUGCCUGGGAUGCUGGAGUCUCUGGAUUCAGAUGCCACAUUGAGCAGUAGCUCAGAUGAUGAAUCGGACAAUGAAGAUGCUAAAGGGAGCCCAGCAGCAUCACGAUGUCAUGGCUGUGAAUGGCGGUGGUUGAAGGAAAGAGCUGAACUGUCCAGCCGCUGGACGUGGCUCCAGAUGAGAUUGACUGAGCUGGACUCUCAGAUUCAACAGGUUGGAGAACUUCACCAGCAGAUCCUCACAAAUAAGCAGGGUCACGUGGUUUUAGCUGAAGCUCAGCCCCUCACAGACAGGCAGAUCCAGCACACACUGUGGACGGAGACUAUAGAUCUGUCAUUUGCCGCUGGGAACAUGCAAGAUUUGACAUCUGAUGUAGACAUGGAACCCAGCAGCCCCACACGUCUUCUGAGGAACAUAGAGAGACAGAGUGCCCAGCUGACUCAGAUUGUAAACAGCCUCAUGCCACCUUUCUGUGCCUCACCCUCUUCGUCACCCGUGACCAAAAGACCCUGCUGUCACCGUAGAGAUCAUCGGAUGACACUUUUCAGCAGCCAGGUACAGGCAGACACUGCUGUCAGUCUCUCCAAUAGACCACAGGGCUUUAAAAAGACAGGACGGAAGAGAAAGCGAGCGUGUCACCAAAGACAAUGUGCACUUGUGGAGGUCACCUGUGUGUCAGCACGCACCCGCCCCCUUCUGACAUAUCACAAACCUCUGCUUUUCGUCAUGGACCCGCCGUCUCAUAGAGAACAGGUCCUGGAUUCUUUCUGCUCUCUCUGUCUCAAAUGUGAUCCUGCAACUGCGUGCACAGACCCUACAUGCCCUCACAGAAAAGAGAAAACAACCGGCAAAGUGCAUCCUGUCCUCUCUCUCUCCUCAGAUACCCCAUCAUGCCUCCAUCUGCAAAACGCUCUGCAUGCAGAGAAGUUGCAGCAGCGAUCUCUCUUUCUGAAAUCUGACCUCCUUAGAUCACAGAACCUUCUCAGCUCUAGAUGCAGAGGCUCUAGAUCUUUAUUACAUUGCAACCACCAACCAAAAAACAGCAGGCAUUUGAAGAAUCACAGGAGGGAGAGCACCCCCAUACGAUGGGCUCACAGGGAGGAAAACCGGAAGAGACGCUGCUCAGAUUGGUUAACAGAUGUUACACACUGGUCUGAUGUAUCCCGCCUGAGUGAUGAAAACCUUGAGGAAUCUUUAGAAAAUCUUGUUGACUGCACACCUACACAACAGAGGAACUCGCAGUUCUCUUUGCGCAGCAGAAGCAGUGAGAGUGAUUUUAGUAUGGAUUACAUUCCUGUGUCUCUGGUCUCCUCGGUUACGAUGGAAAAACAUAUUUUGACGCCCAGCUGGCGAAAGGUGGAUACUUUCCAUUUACUGAACAAGGAGGAAGAUGAACAGGAUGAAGGAGUGUUAGAACCAAUAACAGAUGAUAAUUUCAGACAAAGACACCAGAGUUAUGAGCAUAAAGAGAAGCUCUGCUGGUCCUCCACGAAUCUGAGCAGAAGACACAGGUCUGUGUGUGUGUGCUUAUGUUCAUGGUCAUCCAGAAGAAGCUGCUCUUCAGUAUCAGAGCAACCUGCUUACUGUCACUCCCCGGUAGAUUCGCCAGUCCCCUCUACUUGGACCUCCAGUCCUUCUGAAGGCCAGACAGAAGCCAGUGUGGAUGACACAGAACCAGUGCCUCCAUGGAAACAACGUGUGUUCCCAGCACUGAGUGAUGAAUAUAAGGAAGCUCUGUGGUGUGAGGAAGGCUAUGACUUCUAGACGCCAAACAUAUGACAUGGAGCAGGAAAUGAUAUCACACUGUGGCAGAUACUCAGCCCUCAUGGUGCUACUUAAAAAAAGAUAAACAUCAGGUUACUGAUGACCUAUUUAUUACUGUUAUAAAUAUCUGGGACAGCCCCUAAAUGCACUGGUCACUCCGUGAGAUGUUACACUAUUAAUGUGACCUAUUUUAACUUCACUUAUUUUUAUGUGAUAUUUUUAUGUAAGUGUUAUGUUUUACAGGCUUUUAAAUAUAUUACAUAUAUGAUUCAGACAAAGCUCAGCUAAGUAUAUAUGCUGAAUUUGAGGUUUGUAAAAGGUUUGUAAAUUUUCCUCCAUGUGGAAGUUAACUCUCUUCAUUUUCUAAUAAAGAUUUUCAUAUUA